GAGGUGGAUAGCAAGAUGGCGUCGUCGGUCAUAUUUGUUGUUUUGGCGAUAGUAACAGCAGUUACCUGUUUACCAACACCUCAUGAAACGGAAACUCAAGUAGUAUGUAAAAGCAAUAAUGAACAGGGUCCCGUCAUUUACUACGACUAUCUACCAGAAAAUAGAAGACCGAAAGUAAUAUUUCUGAUCUCAGCUGAAGAUCUGAAGAAGCGCAGUUUAUAUAAAAACCCCAUAAUUCAAUAUUUAAGCAAUAAAUCGUAUAGCAGCAGCAAUUUGGAAUCGAGCAGCAGUUCAGGCACGACUAAUGGCGGUUCCUUCACGCAGACUAACAGUGGCGGCAGCACAGACAGCUCGUCAAGCAGCAAUAACGGAGGAGCUCAGUCUCAGACAAGCACUAACGUAGGGUCUGGCAGCAACUCUGGCACGAGUUAUGAUGGUUCCUACACCCAGUCUAAUAGUGGCGGCAGCACAGACAGCUCGUCAAGCAGCAACAACGGAGGAUCUCAGUCUCAGACAAGCACUAACGUAGGGUCUGGCAGCAACUCUGGCACGAGUUAUGAUGGUUCCUACACCCAGUCUAAUAGUGGCGGUAGCACAGACAGCUCGUCAAGCAGCAACACCGGAGGAGCUCAGUCUCAGACAAGCACUAACGUAGGGUCUGGCAGCAACUCUGGCACGAGUUAUGAUGGUUCCUACACCCAGUCUAAUAGUGGCGGUAGCACAGACAGCUCGUCAAGCAGCAACAACGGAGGAUCUCAGUCUCAGACAAGCACUAACGUAGGGUCUGGCAGCAACUCUGGCACGAGUUAUGAUGGUUCCUACACCCAGUCUAAUAGUGGCGGUAGCACAGACAGCUCGUCAAGCAGCAACAACGGAGGAUCUCAGUCUCAGACAAGCACUAACGUAGGGUCUGGCAGCAACUCUGGCACGAGUUAUGAUGGUUCCUACACCCAGUCUAAUAGUGGCGGUAGCACAGACAGCUCGUCAAGCAGCAACAACGGAGGAGCUCACACAGACAGCUCGUCAAGCAGCAACAACGGAGGAGCUCAGUCUCAGACAAGCACUAACGUAGGGUCUGGCAGCAACUCUGGCACGAGUUAUGAUGGUUCCUACACCCAGUCUAAUAGUGGCGGUAGCACAGACAGCUCGUCAAGCAGCAACAACGGAGGAGCUCAGUCUCAGACAAGCACUAACGUAGGGUCUGGCAGCAACUCUGGCACGAGUUAUGAUGGUUCCUACACCCAGUCUAAUAGUGGCGGCAGCACAGACAGCUCGUCAAGCAGCAACAACGGAGGAGCUCAGUCUCAGACAAGCACUAACGUAGGGUCUGGCAGUAGCUCUGGCACGAAUAAUGGUGGUUCCUUCAGCCAGUCUAAUAGUGGCGGCAGCACAGACAGCUCGUCAAGCAGCAACAACGGAGGAGCUCAGUCUCAGACAAGCACUAACGUAGGGUCUGGCAGCAACUCUGGCACGAGUUAUGAUGGUUCCUACACCCAGUCUAAUAGUGGCGGUAGCACAGACAGCUCGUCGAGCAGCAACAACGGAGGAGCUCAGUCUCAGACAAGCACUAACGUAGGGUCUGGCAGCAACUCUGGCACGAGUUAUGAUGGUUCCUACACCCAGUCUAAUAGUGGCGGCAGCACAGACAGCUCGUCAAGCAGCAACAACGGAGGUGCUCACACAGACAGCUCGUCAAGCAGCAACAACGGAGGAGCUCAGUCUCAGACAAGCACUAACGUAGGGUCUGGCAGCAACUCUGGCACGAGUUAUGAUGGUUCCUACACCCAGUCUAAUAGUGGCGGUAGCACAGACAGCUCGUCGAGCAGCAACAACGGAGGAGCUCAGUCUCAGACAAGCACUAACGUAGGGUCUGGCAGCAACUCUGGCACGAGUUAUGAUGGUUCCUACACCCAGUCUAAUAGUGGCGGUAGCACAGACAGCUCGUCGAGCAGCAACAACGGAGGAGCUCAGUCUCAGACAAGCACUAACGUAGGGUCUGGCAGCAACUCUGGCACGAGUUAUGAUAUUUCCUACACCCAGUCUAAUAGUGGCGGCAGCACAGACAGCUCGUCAAGCAGCAACAACGGAGGUGCUCAGUCUCAGACAAGCACUAACGUAGGGUCUGGCAGUAACUCUGGCACCAGUUAUGAUGGUUCCUACACCCAGUCUAAUAGUGGCGGUAGCACAGACAGCUCGUCAAGCAGCAACAACGGAGGAGCUCAGUCUCAGACAAGCACUAACGUAGGGUCUGGCAGCAACUCUGGCACGAGUUAUGAUGAUUCCUACACCCAGUCUAAUAGUGGCGGUAGCACAGACAGCUCGUCAAGCAGCAACAACGGAGGAGCUCAGUCUCAGACAAGCACUAACGUAGGGUCUGGCAGCAACUCUGGCACGAGUUAUGAUGGUUCCUACACCCAGUCUAAUAGUGGCGGUAGCACAGACAGCUCGUCAAGCAGCAACAACGGAGGAUCUCAGUCUCAGACAAGCACUAACGUAGGGUCUGGCAGCAACUCUGGCACGAGUUAUGAUGGUUCCUACACCCAGUCUAAUAGUGGCGGUAGCACAGACAGCUCGUCAAGCAGCAACAACGGAGGAGCUCACACAGACAGCUCGUCAAGCAGCAACAACGGAGGAGCUCAGUCUCAGACAAGCACUAACGUAGGGUCUGGCAGCAACUCUGGCACGAGUUAUGAUGGUUCCUACACCCAGUCUAAUAGUGGCGGUAGCACAGACAGCUCGUCAAGCAGCAACAACGGAGGAGCUCAGUCUCAGACAAGCACUAACGUAGGGUCUGGCAGUAACUCUGGCACCAGUUAUGAUGGUUCCUACACCCAGUCUAAUAGUGGCGGUAGCACAGACAGCUCGUCAAGCAGCAACAACGGAGGAGCUCAGUCUCAGACAAGCACUAACGUAGGGUCUGGCAGCAACUCUGGCACGAGUUAUGAUGAUUCCUACACCCAGUCUAAUAGUGGCGGUAGCACAGACAGCUCGUCAAGCAGCAACAACGGAGGAGCUCAGUCUCAGACAAGCACUAACGUAGGGUCUGGCAGCAACUCUGGCACGAGUUAUGAUGGUUCCUACACCCAGUCUAAUAGUGGCGGCAGCACAGACAGCUCGUCAAGCAGCAACAACGGAGGUGCUCACACAGACAGCUCGUCAAGCAGCAACAACGGAGGAGCUCAGUCUCAGACAAGCACUAACGUAGGGUCUGGCAGCAACUCUGGCACGAGUUAUGAUGAUUCCUACACCCAGUCUAAUAGUGGCGGUAGCACAGACAGCUCGUCAAGCAGCAACAACGGAGGAGCUCAGUCUCAGACAAGCACUAACGUAGGGUCUGGUAGUAGCUCUGGCACGAAUAAUGGUGGUUCCUUCAGCCAGUCUAAUAGUGGCGGCAGCACAGACAGCUCGUCAAGCAGCAACAACGGAGGAUCUCAGUCUCAGACAAGCACUAACGUAGGGUCUGGCAGUAGCUCUGGCACGAGUAAUGGUGAUUCCUUCAGCCAGUCUAAUAGUGGAGGCAGCACAGACAGCUCGUCAAGCAGCAACAACGGAGGAUCUCAGUCUCAGACAAGCACUAACGUAGGGUCUGGCAGUAACUCUGGCACGAGUUAUGAUGGUUCCUACACCCAGUCUAAUAGUGGCGGCAGCACAGACAGCUCGUCAAGCAGCAACAACGGAGGAGCUCAGUCUCAGACAAGCACUAACGUAGGGUCUGGCAGUAGCUCUGGCACGAAUAAUGGUGGUUCCUUCAGCCAGUCUAAUAGUGGCGGCAGCACAGACAGCUCGUCAAGCAGCAACAACGGAGGAGCUCAGUCUCAGACAAGCACUAACGUAGGGUCUGGCAGCAACUCUGGCACGAGUUAUGAUGGUUCCUACACCCAGUCUAAUAGUGGCGGUAGCACAGACAGCUCGUCGAGCAGCAACAACGGAGGAGCUCAGUCUCAGACAAGCACUAACGUAGGGUCUGGCAGCAACUCUGGCACGAGUUAUGAUGGUUCCUACACCCAGUCUAAUAGUGGCGGCAGCACAGACAGCUCGUCAAGCAGCAACAACGGAGGUGCUCACACAGACAGCUCGUCAAGCAGCAACAACGGAGGAGCUCAGUCUCAGACAAGCACUAACGUAGGUUCUGGCAGCAACUCUGGCACCAGUUAUGAUGGUUCAUUCACCCAGUCUAAUAGUGGCGGCAGCACAGACAGCUCGUCAAGCAGCAACAACGGAGGAGCUCAGUCUCAGACAAGCACUAACGUAGGGUCUGGCAGUAGUUCUGGCACGAGUUAUGAUGGUUCCUACACCCAGUCUAAUAGUGGCGGUAGCACAGACAGCUCGUCAAGCAGCAACAACGGAGGAGCGCAGUCUCAGACAAGCACUAACGUAGGGUCUGGCAGUAGCUCUGGCACGAAUAAUGGUGAUUCCUUCAGCCAGUCUAAUAGUGGCGGCAGCACAGACAGCUCGUCAAGCAGCAACAACGGAGGAGCUCAGUCUCAGACAAGCACUAACGUAAGGUCUGGCAGUAGUUCUGGCACGAGUUAUGAUGGUUCCUACACCCAGUCUAAUAGUGGCGGGUCUGGCAGUAGCUCUGGCACGAGUUAUGAUGGUUCCUACACCCAGUCUAAUAGUGGCGGUAGCACAUACAGCUCGUCAAGCAACAACAACGGAGGAGCUCAGUCUCAGACAAGCACUAACGUAGGGUCUGGCAGCAACUCUGGCACGAGUUAUGAUGGUUCCUACACCCAGUCUAAUAGUGGCGGUAGCACAGACAGCUCGUCAAGCAGCAACAACGGAGGAGCUCAAUCUCAGACAAGCACUAACGUAGGGUCUGGCAGUAGCUCUGGCACCAGUUAUGAUGGUUCAUACACCCAGUCUAAUAGUGGCGGUAGCACAGACAGCUCGUCAAGCAGCAACAACGGAGGAUCUCAGUCUCAGACAAGCACUAACGUAGGGUCUGGCAGUAGCUCUGGCACGAAUAAUGGUGGUUCCUUCAGCCAGUCUAAUAGUGGCGGCAGCACAGACAGCUCGUCAAGCAGCAACAACGGAGGAGCUCAGUCUCAGACAAGCACUAACGUAGGGUCUGGCAGCAACUCUGGCACGAGUUAUGAUGGUUCCUACACCCAGUCUAAUAGUGGCGGCAGCACAGACAGCUCGUCAAGCAGCAACAACGGAGGAGCUCAGUCUCAGACAAGCACUAACGUAGGGUCUGGCAGCAACUCUGGCACGAGUUAUGAUGGUUCCUACACCCAGUCUAAUAGUGGCGGUAGCACAGACAGCUCGUCAAGCAGCAACACCGGAGGAGCUCAGUCUCAGACAAGCACUAACGUAGGGUCUGGCAGCAACUCUGGCACGAGUUAUGAUGGUUCCUACACCCAGUCUAAUAGUGGCGGUAGCACAGACAGCUCGUCAAGCAGCAACAACGGAGGAGCUCAGUCUCAGACAAGCACUAACGUAGGGUCUGGCAGCAACUCUGGCACCAGUUAUGAUGGUUCCUACACCCAGUCUAAUAGUGGCGGCAGCACAGACAGCUCGUCAAGCAGCAACAACGGAGGAGCUCAGUCUCAGACAAGCACUAACGUAGGGUCUGGCAGUAGCUCUGGCACGAAUAAUGGUGGUUCCUUCAGCCAGUCUAAUAGUGGCGGCAGCACAGACAGCUCGUCAAGCAGCAACAACGGAGGAGCUCAGUCUCAGACAAGCACUAACGUAGGGUCUGGCAGUAGCUCUGGCACCAGUUAUGAUGGUUCCUACACCCAGUCUAAUAGUGGCGGUAGCACAGACAGCUCGUCAAGCAGCAACAACGGAGGAGCUCAGUCUCAGACAAGCACUAACGUAGGGUCUGGCAGUAGCUCUGGCACCAGUUAUGAUGGUUCCUACACCCAGUCUAAUAGUGGCGGUAGCACAGACAGCUCGUCAAGCAGCAACAACGGAGGAGCUCAGUCUCAGACAAGCACUAACGUAGGGUCUGGCAGUAGCUCUGGCACCAGUUAUGAUGGUUCCUACACCCAGUCUAAUAGUGGCGGAAGCACAGACAGCUCGUCAAGCAGCAACACCGGAGGAGCUCAGUCUCAGACAAGCACUAACGUAGGGUCUGGCAGUAGCUCUGGCACCAGUUAUGAUGGUUCCUACACCCAGUCUAAUAGUGGCGGUAGCACAGACAGCUCGUCAAGCAGCAACAACGGAGGAGCUCAGUCUCAGACAAGCACUAACGUAGGGUCUGGCAGUAGCUCUGACAGCUCGUCAAGCAGCAACAACGGAGGAGCUCAGUCUCAGACAAGCACAAACGUAGGGUCUGGCAGCAACUCUGGCACGAAUAAUGGUGGUUCCUUCAGCCAGUCUAAUAGUGGCGGCAGCACAGACAGCUCGUCAAGCAGCAACAACGGAGGAGCUCAGUCUCAGACAAGCACUAACGUAGGGUCUGGCAGUAGCUCUGGCACGAAUAAUGGUGGUUCCUUCAGCCAGUCUAAUAGUGGCGGCAGCACAGACAGCUCGUCAAGCAGCAACAACGGAGGAGCUCACACAGACAGCUCGUCAAGCAGCAACAACGGAGGAGCUCGGUCUCAGACAAGCACUAACGUAGGGUCUGGCAGUAGCUCUGGCACGAAUAAUGGUGGUUCCUUCAGCCAGUCUAAUAGUGGCGGCAGCACAGACAGCUCGUCAAGCAGCAACAACGGAGGAGCUCAUGGCGGUAGCACAGACAGCUCGUCAAGCAGCAACACCGGAGGAGCUCAGUCUCAGACAAGCACUAACGGAGGGUCUGGCAGUAGCUCUGGCACGAAUAAUGGUGGUUCCUUCAGCCAGUCUAAUAGUGGCGGCAGCACAGACAGCUCGUCAAGCAGCAACAACGGAGGAGCUCAGUCUCAGACAAGCACUAACGUAGGGUCUGGCAGUAGCUCUGGCACGAAUAAUGGUGGUUCCUUCAGCCAGUCUAAUAGUGGCGGCAGCACAGACAGCUCGUCAAGCAGCAACAACGGAGGAGCUCACACAGACAGCUCGUCAAGCAGCAACACCGGAGGAGCUCAGUCUCAGACAAGCACUAACGUAGGGUCUGGUAGUAGCUCUGGCACGAGUUAUGAUGGUUCCUACACCCAGUCUAAUAGUGGCGGCAGCACAGACAGCUCGUCAAGCAGCAACAACGGAGGAUCUCAGUCUCAGACAAGCACUAACGUAGGGUCUGGCAGCAACUCUGGCACGAGUUAUGAUGGUUCCUACACCCAGUCUAAUAGUGGCGGCAGCACAGACAGUUCGUCAAGCAGCAACAACGGAGGAGCUCAGUCUCAGACAAGCACUAACGUAGGCACAGACAGCUCGUCAAGCAGCAACACCGGAGGAGCUCAGUCUCAGACAAGCACUAACGUAGGGUCUGGCAGUAGCUCUGGCUCCAGUUAUGAUGGUUCCUUCACCCAGUCUAAUAGUGGCGGCAGCACAGACAGCUCGUCAAGCAGCAACAACGGAGGAGCUCGGUCUCAGACAAGCACUAACGUAGGGUCUGGCAGUAGCUCUGGCACGAAUAAUGGUGAUUCCUUCAGCCAGUCUAAUAGUGGCGGUAGCACAGACAGCUCGUCAAGCAGCAACAACGGAGGAGCUCAGUCUCAGACAAGCACUAACGUAGGGUCUGGCAGCAACUCUGGCUCCAGUUAUGAUGGUUCCUUCACCCAGUCUAAUAGUGGCGGCAGCACAGACAGCUCGUCAAGCAGCAACAACGGAGGAUCUCAGUCUCAGACAAGCACUAACGUAGGGUCUGGCAGUAGCUCUGGCACGAAUAAUGGUGGUUCCUACACCCAGUCUAAUAGUGGCGGCAGCACAGACAGCUCGUCAAGCAGCAACAACGGAGGAUCUCAGUCUCAGACAAGCACUAACGUAGGGUCUGGCAGUAGCUCUGGCACCAGUUAUGAUGGUUCCUUCACCCAGUCGAAUAGUUACGGCAGCACAGACAGCUCGUCAAGCAGCUAUAACGAAGGAGCUCAGUCUCAGACAAGCACUAACGUAGGGUCUGGCAGUAGCUCUGGUACGAAUUAUGAUGGUUCCUUCAGCCAGUCGAAUAGUUACGGCAGCACAGACAGCUCGUCAAGCAGCUAUAACGAAGGAGCUCAGUCUCAGACAAGCACUAACGUAGGGUCUGGCAGUAGCUCUGGUACGAAUUAUGAUGGUUCCUUCAGCCAGUCCAAUAGUGGCGGCAGCACAUACAGCUCGUCAAGCAGCUAUAACAGAGGAUCUCAGUCUCAGACAAGCACUAACGUAGGGUCUAGCAGUAGCUCUGGUACGAAUUAUGAUGGUUCCUUCAGCCAGUCCAAUAGUGGCGGCAGCACAGACAGCUCGUCAAGCAGCUAUAUCGGAGGAGUUCAGUCUCAGACAAGCACUAACGUAGGGUCUGGCGGUAGCUCGUUUACUACAAAAGGAGUUGACUAUACGAAGAGACACGGUGUUGGACUGGUUCGACGUGGAAGAGUACCUCAUUAUUACGUAGAUCGUUCUUACAAUAAGAAUUUUCAAUCUUCUAAGCAUACCGCAACGAGUUUGAAUACUGUGUAUGCGUCCAAAGUUUUAGAGAAAGCAAUCAAGAAUUUGAACGACGCCACAAAAACGGUUGUCUAUGAGAAUAAUUUUAAUCAAAAAGCUAGUACCAGUAAUGACGCGCGUGAAGUAACUUCAGAGAAUUUUUCGGAAAUUCGAGGAAACUUUGGCGUUAGGCAUUAG
Vanessa tameamea is the source of this 8685-nucleotide messenger RNA. It is a transcript of the gene Ser3, whose product is annotated as serine-rich adhesin for platelets-like. The transcript has 14 exons. The coding region runs from base 16 to 8685 and encodes 2889 amino acids. The record is from RefSeq and is a predicted model, not a curated record. NCBI's taxonomy places the organism in Eukaryota, Metazoa, Arthropoda, Insecta, Lepidoptera, Nymphalidae.